Molecule: messenger RNA, 225 nt
Organism: Striga hermonthica
Lineage: Eukaryota; Viridiplantae; Streptophyta; Magnoliopsida; Lamiales; Orobanchaceae
Source: the annotation of a GenBank genome assembly
AUGUGUUACGAAGUCAAGUGUGGGAAUUGCAGCAAGAAAAGCUGGGAGGGCUGCGGCCGCCACGUGGCGGCGGUGCACAAAGGAAUUCCCGAUGGUCAACACUGCCACUGCAAGCCAUGGCCCGGCGUCGAUUCCGCCGCCGAUUCAUCAAAGCCCUCGUCCCAGUCCCACUAUUAUGUUGAAUCGCACGACCUCCUCGGCGAUCUGAAUAACGAAUCUUAUUAG